AUGAAGCUCGACGCAACAGAUCUGAGAUAUGUCACCUCAGAUGAAUUCCGGGUGCUGACUGCAGUAGAAAUGGGCUCGAAGAACCAUGAGAUCGUCCCAUUAUCUCUCAUUGUCCAGAUAUCCGGGCUGCGGAAUGGCGGGGUCAAUAAACUGGUUGGCUCGCUCGCCAAACGCAACUUGAUCUCCAAAGUUCAGAACGCAAAAUAUGACGGUUAUCGUCUGACAUAUGGCGGAUAUGACUAUCUUGCCAUGCGUGCUUUGUCGAAGAGAGACACCAUGCAUUCAGUAGGAAACCAGAUCGGGGUCGGGAAGGAAUCCGAUAUCUACAUCGUCGCUGAUGCGGAGGGUAACGAGAUGGUUCUUAAGCUUCACAGACUUGGCCGCGUCUCAUUUCGCGCCAUCAAGGAGAAGAGAGAUUACCUAGGGAAGCGUAAAUCAGCAUCUUGGAUGUAUAUGUCAAGAUUGGCAGCGCAAAAAGAAUGGGCUUUCAUGAAGAUCCUACACGAACACAACUUCCCCGUUCCUCGCCCCAUCGACCAAGCACGACACACUAUUCUCAUGGAAUUCAUAGAUGCGUACCCUCUCCGCCAAGUAUCAGAAGUUGCCAACCCCGGAAAGCUGUAUUCUGAGCUAAUGGACGUCAUAGUUCGCUUUGCACAAGCCGGACUCAUUCAUGGUGACUACAACGAGUUUAACAUUCUUAUUCGCCGUACAACUGGAGAGCCCGUUGUCAUCGACUUUCCUCAGAUGGUUAGCACAUCCCAUGAAAAUGCUGAAUGGUACUUUAAUCGAGACGUCGAGUGCAUACGAACUUUUUUCAAGAGAAGAUUCCGUUAUGAAAGUUCACUCUACCCUCGAUUCAGGAAGGUGCUGGAAGAGGGCUCAGCAGAGCCAGGAUUCAAAUUGGAUGUGAUGGCGGAGGCCAGCGGUUUUGGAAGAAAGGAAAUGCAGGUAUUAGAAGAGUACAUGGAAUCUGUAAAGGAGCAAGAAGGACGGAGCUCAGAGGUAUACAGCGAGGAUGAAAGUGAAGAGGAGGACAGCGAAGAGAUCCAAGAGAUCGAACAAAUCCAGCAAGAGACUAUCGAAUCGGAAGAUUUGCCUCCGACGAACCUUGAGGAAGGCGGGUCAGUUCCCAUGUCAGUAGAUGCCCCAACACCUCCAAAACCUCAGGCUAUGGAUCCUAGCGAUCUUAACCUGGAAGCUCUUGGCCUAUCUGAUAUUUCGGAUAGGCAGCUGUCAAGAUCCCCUCCCCAAUCACGACGCAGCAGCCCUCCAGCUGCAGAUGAUCAGAGUUCGGAAGAGGAGGAGCUGGAGCACACAGGCCAGACACCCGACAUCAAGACGAUUGUUUCGCAUGACAUUGCGAAACGGCGAACACAACAGCAACGAAAGCAUCACUCGAGACGGUCGGCCAGAAAUGCUGGUCGACCGCAAGGAAGCAAAGCGAAGCAGGACAAACGGGUAAAGCUGUCAGAGCAUGCUGGACUAUGGGGUUAA
Molecule: messenger RNA, 1497 nt
Organism: Cyclocybe aegerita
Lineage: Eukaryota; Fungi; Basidiomycota; Agaricomycetes; Agaricales; Hemipholiotaceae
Source: the annotation of a GenBank genome assembly